Molecule: messenger RNA, 1358 nt
Organism: Bicyclus anynana (squinting bush brown)
Lineage: Eukaryota; Metazoa; Arthropoda; Insecta; Lepidoptera; Nymphalidae
Exons: 2
Coding region: 130-1215 (361 amino acids)
Source: RefSeq, a predicted model, not a curated record
UGGCCGGGUUCCCACUACGCCGGACCGGCAGAUCUGCCGAAAACCGGACACCGGACAGAGUGUUCACAUUACAUCGGAUCCCGGAAGAAAUUCAGACAGUCCUCAGUUGAAUUUGGACCUGCGCGCACAAUGGACGACGAAAUUGUUGUGUUGUGGUGGUAUCUUAAUAGAAGGCAAAAUAAAAGAAAACAUUGGGUACACCCUAUUUUACGGGAAAGAUUUUCACUUGGAACAUUUGAAACAUUAAUGGGUGAACUUAGAAGAGACGAAUCAAAGUUCUUCAAUUAUUUUCGAAUGACAGCAACCACUUUUGACGAUUUACUGGGACGACUAGACAUAAGAGUACGAGAUACAAGUUUCAGAGAAUGUAUUUGCCCAGAACAAAGAUUAGCCAUAUGUCUAAGAUAUUUAGCUUCAGGAUGUUCAUUCAAAGAAAUACAUUACUCAUACAGAGUAGGCGUUUCGACAAUAAGUAAACUAAUAAAAGAAAUGACCCACGUCAUUUGGGAAAACCUAAAGACAGAUUUCCUUAAGCUGCCUGAUACUGAGAGAGAAUGGGAGGACAUCGCUUCAGGAUUCGAAAGAAAAGCCAACUUUCCUCACUGUCUUGGAGCAGUAGAUGGCAAACAUAUCAGAAUUUUGAAACCAGCCAAGAGUGGUUCUAUGUUCUUUAAUUACAAGGAGUAUUAUUCUUUUGUAUUAAUGGCAGUUGUCGAUUCAGAGUACCGAUUUAUUUUUAUUAGUGUGGGCUCAUUUGGCAAGGAAUGCGAUUCUAGUAUAUUAAAGGAUAGUACAUUUUGGCAAAAGAUCAAUGAUGGUACUUUAAAUGUACCAAAGCCUAGACCGCUUCAUGAAAACUUGCACGAAGAAUUACCGUUUAUACUUGUUGGCGAUGAAGGCUUUGCUUUAACACCUAAUCUCCUACGUCCAUAUGGAGGUACACAUUUGAAUACUGAUAAAAAGAUUUUUAACUAUAGACUAAGUCGAGCAAGAAGGUAUGUUGAGUGCGCUUUUGGUAUUCUGGCAAAUAAGUGGCGAAUAAUCCAUCGAGCUAUAGAUCUCAACGUAGACACAGCAAUUCAAGUAAUUAAAGCUUGUGCAGUCUUACAUAAUUUUGUAAGAGAAAAAGAUGGUAUAAAUUUUGAAAGUUACCAAAAUAUAGAACAUAGACAAGAACAAGAAACUACACCCAUGAAUCGAAAUGUGUCGAGUUGAGGUGGCCCUAAUGCCAACGCUAUACGGACAUUAUUUACUAAUUAUUUUGUUUCAGAUAUUGGUUCCGUUCCGUGGCAGGCAGCAGCUAUAAAAUAAAAUUUAUCAAUGCAUUUACAUUUUAUCAAUAAAACAUUAAAAACUCA